Molecule: messenger RNA, 2025 nt
Organism: Penicillium brevicompactum
Lineage: Eukaryota; Fungi; Ascomycota; Eurotiomycetes; Eurotiales; Aspergillaceae
Exons: 1
Coding region: 1-2025 (674 amino acids)
Source: RefSeq, a predicted model, not a curated record
AUGGACCAUAUAGAAAGUGCCCCAGGCUCUCAAAAUGCCUCCAUAGAGAUUCCUUGCUUGAGUCACGAACCCUAUGAUGGGGAAGAUUUCCCAAAAUAUCCAGAGCGCGCGGGCUGGGACAUCGAUCGGCUUCUCGCUGGAGACUUCUCACAACACCCCGCGGAGCCCACUGGUGCAUUCUUGCAAAACUGGCUCUAUUUCGGUGUUCUUUGGGAAGUAUUCGGUCCCAUCACUCGGGGAGCCAAGAAUAAUUAUGUCAUGCCGCAAGAAGGCACAAUGUACGGAAUAAUCACCAUCGCUGCUCUCAACGUUCAGAUCAUACAGCUCCUCUCGUCGAUCACGUCAAUGAUGCAAGCCGGAGAUGUCAUCCCCGCGCAGAUGAUCGCUCAUCGAAUCAUUACAUGUCUCACGACUGUAUCUCGAUUUUGUCGUCUCGCGACAUGCGCGGGUGACCCACGUCCAGGAUUCAAGAUUUGGCCGUUGUCUCCCGAAAUUGACCUAUCUAUCAGGGCGCUGGGCCAUCGCCUAGCUUGGAAUUUUCCGGUCGGGGCGCUCGACAUGGCUAUGAGUUCUUCGACUGGCGGAUUGCAAUUUCCUUGUGCGUGGUUUCCACAGGCACGCAUGAAACAGAUGGGAUGGUGUCCAAGCGAGAUCGCUAUGGUGGAAAAGACAUUUACGUCCGCGUCCGCGUACUAUGCGUCUCAGAUGGAAAGACCGCCGUCGGCGGUACAGAGAGACCAUGGCAAGUGUACCGGUAAACUCUGUUUUGCGCGACAAAUCAACGAAGCGACGUAUCGGACUGCACACACAACAGCGGAGUGUGACUGUCAGCACCUAGGCCCGUCGAUCGAUGAAGUGGUGUCCAUUAUUGCAUCUGGAGGCGUCCCACUGAUGUCCAUUACACCAAUGAAGAAGGAGCCAUAUCUCAAAGUAGAGGUACAAAAGUACUCCGGAACAAAACGCUAUGUCGCCUUGUCUCAUGUCUGGUCCGACGGAAUGGGAAAUCCGACAGCGAAUACACUACCGAUGUGCCAAAUGCUCCGCAUUCGGGCCUUGCUCGACGAACUACUGUCCGGAAUCAGCUAUGCCGACCUGGUCAACAGAUUAGCUUUCGGAGACCUUUUCAAAAAGAAAUUCCAAGGGUCCUCCAUCUCAUUCUGGAUGGACACGCUGUGUAUCCCCGUCGCUCCAGAACACAAAGAGCUACGCUCAAAGUCAAUCAAAGGGAUGAAAGCUGUGUACGAACGAGCGUUCCGCGUGCUAGUCUUGGUUUCCGAUAUCCAGCAAUGUUCCAUGAAGGACUAUACGCAGUCAUUCAUGCGAAUCCAAAUGUCCGCAUGGAUGCGCCGACUCUGGACGUUAAAUGAAGGCGUCCUGGCGAAUCGGCUGUGCGUCAAAUACGCGGAUGGCAUUCUGGACGUUCAAGUUGCUUCAGAGGAGUAUCAAGAAAAGGUGAAAAACUCCGGGAUGGCAAACUAUAUGGACUCGUAUGGAACACCUAUGCGUGAUGCCGAUAGUUUCGGUUGGAAAUUCCGUCUGUUGCGAAGGAAUGUUCUCCGGGAUCCAGAUCCAAGACUAGUCCAUUCUGAUAGGUAUUCAGAUAAAGAGAUUGCUUCGCCGGAGCAAAAGCGGUGUUAUGCGAUUAUGGAGGCUUUCAGUGCGUCCUUGCAUCGGACGACCACUAAAGUGGCGGACGAGAUGCUCUGCUUUGCCAGUCUAAUUGGAUGGGAUACGUCUUUGUUGAAGGGUAUCCCGUUCGAAGACCACUUGCAUGUGUUUCUGUCGACGGAAUCUCAACUCCCGCAGGGAAUGCUGUUUCUCGCUGGGCCGAGGAUGCGGCAGCCAGGUUGGCGAUGGGCUGUUAAUCGGUUCGGGGAUAAUGGUGCCAUACGGCUGAAUGCUAAAUUCGACGACAUGACUCCUGGGAUUGUCAGUGAGAAUGGAUUUAUCGUGGAAUUCCCGGGGCUUGUUUUGCCGGGGGGACUGUACCAGGGAGCAGACUCAAAAGUUGUUUGUGGUUGCUGA